UACAUCAUUCCUCCCGAAGACUACUUCUAUAACCAUCAUCAAGACUUGCAUAAUAUAGAAAUUUAGCUAUUUUUCUUUCUGUUUAUUUCUUCGAGUAAUAUUUUGUUUCUGUGAUUAUGGCUACUGGGCAAGCAUUCAACCCCGUUCCAGCUAUGAGAACAUACCCGCCAGUGGAGCAUCCAGUCGUGGUAAUAGGGCCACAGUACCUGGCACAGUACCCUGUUGAACUCGACGUCAACAUUGAUUUUAAGGUGUCUGACAUUAAUGGCACCCUCAUCUUCCAGGUCAAAAGUAAACUAUUAAGCCUCCAUGAUCGUCGUUUUCUGAAAGAUGCAGCCGGUAACACCGUUGUCCAUCUCAGGAAGAAGAUAAUGACCAUGCAUCGGAGGUGGGAGGCUUUUAGAGGAAAAAGCAAGGAGAAGAAUGAUUUGCUUUUCACAGCCAAGAAAUCAAAGCUGUUCCAAUUCAAGACUGAAUUAGACGUAUUCUUGGGUUAUAACAAAGGAGAGGUCCCUGAUUUCAAGGUCAAAGAAGGCUACAGCAAGAGUUCCUGCUCUAUACUUCUUGGAGAUUCCAAUACCACGCUUGCACAAGUGCAUGGAAGACACACUCUCGCGAUUAUGCCUAAUGUUGAUUAUGCCUUCAUAGUGGCCCUUGUGGUGGUGAUUCUCAACAAGAUCAAUGCUAAUGAUGAUGGGGACGCGGCCAUUAACGGUUUUAUGAAUGGACUUGUUUUGUGCUCGUAAAAAACACACUCUGUCGGUAAAAGUCACCGACAAAAACUGUCUUCCAGCGUUUAGAUUGUCGGUAAUUUCUUUUUAUCGCUAAUUAUGUCAAUAAAAAAAUAAACAUAGACAGUCAUAUAAUUAGAAAAAACAUGUCAAAAAAAAAUUUUCACUAGAAAUAUACCGAUGAAAUAAUUCAGUCUGUAUUUCCAGCGAUAACUCACAGACGGAAAAGUUUUAUCGGUGAAUGUGGCAUAGACAGUAAAUAUUUUACAACUCUCUGUAAAAUAUCGAUGGUCUUUGGCCGUUGGUGUAAA
Populus trichocarpa (black cottonwood) is the source of this 1042-nucleotide messenger RNA. Its product is annotated as protein LURP-one-related 15. Bases 117 to 746 code for a protein of 209 amino acids. Lineage: Eukaryota; Viridiplantae; Streptophyta; Magnoliopsida; Malpighiales; Salicaceae. The transcript is spliced from 3 exons. The record is from RefSeq and is a predicted model, not a curated record.